ACAUCCGGUCAUGCGCAUUGACAUUUGCCCUUUGAACUCGCUUGCGCCUUCCUUUCUCUCUUCCGGGGACGGUGUCUAGAGGCCAUCAAAAUGGUCCAGCGAUUGACAUACCGCCGUAGGCUUUCCUACAACACAGCCUCUAACAAAACCAGGCUGUCCCGAACCCCUGGCAAUAGAAUUGUUUACCUUUACACCAAAAAGGUCGGAAAAGCACCAAAAUCUGCAUGUGGUGUAUGUCCAGGCCGGCUCCGGGGGGUUCGUGCUGUGAGACCUAAAGUCCUCAUGCGAUUGUCUAAAACAAAAAAACAUGUCAGCAGAGCCUAUGGUGGUUCCAUGUGUGCCAAAUGUGUCCGGGACAGGAUCAAGCGUGCUUUCCUUAUUGAGGAGCAGAAAAUCGUCGUGAAAGUGCUGAAGGCACAAGCACAGAGUCAGAAAGCUAAAUAAAAACAGGAAGCUGUGUGGGCCUAGGAUGCCAGAGGUCUCUAAACUGCUAGCAAAGAAGGAACCUUUUUGAUAAAUAAAAAGGCUUUGAGUAAUAAAAUAUCAGAGUAUUGUUUU
This is a messenger RNA of Dipodomys spectabilis (banner-tailed kangaroo rat), 558 nucleotides long. RefSeq names its product ribosomal protein L34 (gene Rpl34). The record is from RefSeq and is a predicted model, not a curated record. The coding region runs from base 91 to 444 and encodes 117 amino acids. The transcript is spliced from 5 exons. Gene Ontology annotation, biological process: translation. NCBI's taxonomy places the organism in Eukaryota, Metazoa, Chordata, Mammalia, Rodentia, Heteromyidae. Gene Ontology annotation, cellular component: ribosome. Gene Ontology annotation, molecular function: structural constituent of ribosome.